Phytophthora nicotianae INRA-310 is the source of this 147-nucleotide messenger RNA. RefSeq lists its product as hypothetical. Lineage: Eukaryota; Oomycota; Peronosporomycetes; Peronosporales; Peronosporaceae. Bases 1 to 147 code for a protein of 48 amino acids. The record is from RefSeq and is a predicted model, not a curated record. The transcript has a single exon.
AUGGCCAACCAGUUCGCUGUUUACCCGAGGAAUUGCCAAGGUGGCGACGGCGGUAUAUCUGCACGCAUGGGUGGACGGACCGUUCCCGUGGGCAAGGUGUCCGACCUCAGCGCCAGAUCCGAUCAACUGCUUGUCCGUUUCGAUUAA